AUCACGUGAUCAGCGCCGAGCCCGGAAUCGGCACGGUCAGGUACCCCACUGAUGGCCGACCGCCUCGUCGAGGUCGAAGCGCGCCUCCAGAGUCUCCUCGAGGAGCGCCGGCGCAUCGACGGCCUCAUCGCGGCGGCGGAGGAGGAGCGCGACGGUCUGCUCGAGGACGCGGAGGAGCCCGUCGACGAGGAGGAGCUCGUCGAAGAGGACUGGAGCGGCGGCCAGGCCUGGGAUGGCGCCGUCGACGCCGCGCUGCAGCGCUGCGCGCUCGCGGCGUUCCGCCCGCUGCAGCGCGAGAUCAUUAACGCCGCGCUCGCGGGGCGCGACGUCUUCGCGGUGCUGCGCACCGGCGGCGGCAAGUCGCUGUGCUACCAGCUGCCGGCGCUCGCGGGGCCGCCGGCGACGACCGUCGUCGUGAGCCCGCUCGUCUCGCUCAUCGAGGACCAGGCGCGCGCCUGCGGCGACCUCGGCCUGCGCGCCGUCGCGCUGACGUCGGCGUCGGGCCGCGACGCGCUCAACGCGGCGCUCAAGGACCUGGGCGAGGCGGCGACGGGCGCCGCGGAGGCCGCGGGGCGGGUCGUCUUCGUGACGCCCGAGCGCGUCGCGUCGUCGAAGCGGCUGCUGGCGACGCUCGAGAAGUGCGAGAAGGCGGGCCGGCUGGCGCGCUUCGUCAUCGACGAGGCGCACUGCGCGAGCGCGUGGGGCCACGACUACCGGCCCGACUACGCCAAGCUCGGAAGCCUGCGCACCGCGUUUCCGCGGGUGCCGAUUCUCGCGCUCACGGCGACGGCGACGCCGCGGGUCCUGCGAGACGUCGAGGAGAUCCUGGGCCUCGGCCGGCGGACGGUGCGGUUCCGCGGCAAGAGCGACCGGCCGAACCUGUUCUUCGAGGUCAGGCGGAAGCCCGCGGCGAAAGACGACGCCGUCGCGGCGCUCGCCGCGUUCGUCGACGAGGUCGGCCGGACGGCGACGGGCGUGGUCUACUGCCUCAGCCAGAAGGAGUGCGAGGACGUGUCGUCGGGCCUGCGGACGCGCGGCCUCCGCGCCGCGCCGUACCACGCGGGCCUGCCCGACGAGAGCCGGAGCCGCGUCCACGACGCGUGGCGCCGCGGCUCCGUGGCGGUCGUCUGUGCGACGAUCGCCUUCGGCCUCGGCAUCGACAAGCCUGACGUCCGGUACGUCGCGCACUUCACCUGCAGCAAGGCGCUCGAGAGCUACUACCAGGAGGCCGGCCGCGCCGGCCGGGACGGCGCGCCGGCGCGGUGCUGCCUCUUCUACCGCGCCGCGGACCUGUGGCGCAUCUUUUCGCUCACGGCGACGGAGGCGUCCGGCGCGGCCAACGGCAUGGCCAUGGCCUGCUACUGCUCGUCGCGCGGUGCGUGCCGACGGAAAGCGCUCGCCCACGCGCUCGGCGACGCGGACCCCCCCGCGCGCGGCGACCCCGCGUUGUGCUGCGACGCCUGCGCGGCGUCGGCGACGGCGGCGCGCGACGACGACGGCGCCGCGCUCGCGCUCGCCAAGGCCUUCGCCGCCGAGGCCAUCGCCGCGCCGCGGCAGCGCACGGCCAAGGCGCUCGUCGACGACGUGCGCAAGAAGGCGGCCAAGGGCACCGUGGCCAAGCGGCUCUCGAAGGAGGCGCUCGAGGAGUUCUGCGGGUCCCUCCUCGUCGCGCGCGUCCUCGCCCUGGACCUCCACUUCACGGCGUACUCCGUCGUCGUCUACCUCAAGGCCGGCAGACACGCGCGCGCGCUCGUCGACGGCUCCCGGAGCAUCGACGUCGCGCUGCCCGACGACGACGCGGCCCGGCCCGCGGCCAAGCCGAAGCCCCAGGCCGCCGUCAUCGACCUCUGCGCGGACGACGACGACGACGACCCGCCCCCGAAGCGCCAGCGCGAGUCCUAAGCGCUAUCGCCCGUC
Aureococcus anophagefferens is the source of this 1917-nucleotide messenger RNA. RefSeq lists its product as hypothetical. The record is from RefSeq and is a predicted model, not a curated record. Gene Ontology annotation, biological process: double-strand break repair via homologous recombination. Gene Ontology annotation, cellular component: cytoplasm; chromosome. The coding region runs from base 52 to 1902 and encodes 616 amino acids. Gene Ontology annotation, molecular function: ATP binding; nucleic acid binding; 3'-5' DNA helicase activity. The transcript has a single exon. Lineage: Eukaryota; Pelagophyceae; Pelagomonadales; Pelagomonadaceae.